AUGCCGUCGAGGGCGGUCAAGCUGGAGACAGAUGCUGUUGAGCCAAGCGGGGCCUUCGCUGCCCAUCUGAGUCGAUAUACACUUGGCCAAGGCACACGACAGUCGCCUCGCCGACUCAAGACAAAGCUCGAACCGACAGACAGUCUCCUUCUCCCUGCGACAGACGAACAAGCUUCCGUCGACCUCAAAGCAUCACAGAGUCCCGCAUUCGUUCCAACAAAGCUUGCAGAGGUAGCAAGCCCGCGACCUUCACCGGGAAAGAGGCGAAGAAGCGCGAAAGAGCUCGAAGAGAUCGCGUUGCUCGAGCCUGUUCCGGACCGUCUUGCUCCGGGCAUUCAGCUCUGCUUCUGCGGCAUUAAUCCCGGUCGGAUCUCUUCACUCGUAGGCUUCCACUACGGCAACACUGCACGCAACUCCUUCUACAACUGCCUGCAUUUCUCCGGUCUGACGGAACGGCUCCUUGUACCGAGCGAGAGCGUCGAUCUGCCUACAGAGUAUGGCUACGGCAUCACUGAUCUCUGCCCACGGCCCUCGCCGGGUAUGGAUGAUGUCGCGACAAGCGAAUUCUCUGAAGGCGUGCCGGUCCUGCUUCAAAAGCUGGCUACUUAUCGCCCUAAGCUGCUCUUCUUUGUUGGUGUCGGCAUUGCUGCCAUCUUCUUCAAGGGACUCAAUAUAGGUGCCCCACAGCGUAUCGCCGCAGCCAAGGCAUGGAAAGGCUGGUCACAAUGGCCCGACCAGACCGCUCGACCUGCCCUGACAGGCCUGCAGCCUUUUUCGCUGCAAUUUGACGACGGCAGUCUCUGCUAUGUCUACGUGGCCGUCAGCACAAGUCAUCGAGCAGCGGGCAUACGCGAGCCUGCAAAGACAGCCAUGUUCAAUGAGGCUAGAAUUAUCCUCGCGCAUCUCAAAGGAGAUCAGCCUGAUGAUAUGGUCGAGGCAGCACUAGCAAACACCACGCCGUCGGGCUGGCAAUUCCAACUCGAGGUAGCAAGAACACGAGCUCAGCCCUCCGGCCUGUCGCUGCGAUCAGCCCUCAACAGACAGGCUUGCGAGACGCAUGAGCUCGCACCCAGCCAGCGCGCCGUCUCAAACUUGAGGAAGGCACCGAUGCCCGCCCGUCAGCAUUAG
Molecule: messenger RNA, 1128 nt
Organism: Mixia osmundae IAM 14324
Lineage: Eukaryota; Fungi; Basidiomycota; Mixiomycetes; Mixiales; Mixiaceae
Exons: 2
Coding region: 1-1128 (375 amino acids)
Biological process (GO): base-excision repair, AP site formation
Molecular function (GO): mismatch base pair DNA N-glycosylase activity
Source: RefSeq, a predicted model, not a curated record